Messenger RNA from Menidia menidia (Atlantic silverside), 1623 nucleotides. The record is from the annotation of a GenBank genome assembly. NCBI's taxonomy places the organism in Eukaryota, Metazoa, Chordata, Actinopteri, Atheriniformes, Atherinopsidae.
GGGUUUCUUGUUUUUAAGCUUGUGCUAUCCCAAGUAAAUGUUGAUCUUUACUAAUAACGUUGUCCGGAUAAAAAAAAGGAAGAGUUUCAAAAACAUUUUUAGCUAAACUGGGUUGUCUAUCUUAUUUGUCUUAAGUUUUAGCGAUGGCAUAUUGAUUAGUCUGAUGUGCUCUCCAAUGUAAACGCAUCGCUUAAAUUACUCGAUUUCGCUGAUUAAGUUUGGUUUUCUUUUCUUUUCUAUGUUGUGUUGUGUGCUCAUCCCCAAACACAUUUUUGCAGAUGUGGAGAUUUUACGUCGCCCGAUAUCUUGAAUGAGGUCAGCUCAGUGACACAGAAGACGAAAAGAUGCUCCUCCGCAAGUCCAACUUUAGUUCCCCCAACUAAGUCUCCCCGCACAGACUCCAUCUCACCAACAGCACAGAGGCCAGAUGCAGGACAGGAGGUGGACACGGACAAACCAGAGAUGCACUCAGGUCCCACAAAUGAGUCCAUCAGCCCUACUGUACGGAGAAAAUCCUGGAGGAGAGCCACCAUAACCCGACGCUCCCUCCCAGCCCUUCCUAACCCAUAUCAGGCUUUGUGUAAGAGCAUCAGCACAUCCUUGCCACGUGAGGAGAGGCUUGAGAAACUGUUGGAAGCUUCAAUGAAGGCAAGUAGAGUCAAGAGUUUGGCAGUGGAAAGAACGCACAGUACACUCCAGUCAGUGCCAAAAAUCUCACUGGAGUCUUUUCAAAAACAAAUUGAUCACAUCCAAACAGAGUGGGGGCCCCUACUUUCUUCAAGUUCAGCCAGUUCCAGUGGACAAACAGUGAAAAAAGCAAUGGAAAGUGUCCAGAGAGCAAUUGACAGGCUCCAGGCUGAGAGUGAAUCAUGGGAGGCACUCUUAAUCAAACACCAGAGUAAAGCAGAGGAACUGAAAAGGACGGUUGAGAUGGGGCAAGAGACAGGAAGCAUUUCCAUAAGCGCUCCAUCCACAGUCCAGUCCUCCCAGUAUCUGGUCAUACAGAGUAAACCGGACUACCAGAGUGUUCUCUGUCGACAACGACCCAUGCUGAACACCAUCGCAAUGAUUAUGGACACUCAGUGCAAAAUGGUAAGAGAGCUUCUGUCCAUCAAGGAGUAUUCACAGUCAUUAGUGAAAGAGACCAGUGGCAGAUUAGCUGAAGAGGCAGGAUUCCAAGAUCUUUCGUCAGACCCCCUCAGGAAUCUCUUUUCAGCACCUUUGCAGACGCCAACAGCAUAAGUCUCUGGUCUGUGUACAGCAAACGGUCUCUCCAGAACUUUGAGCUCAAGCUUUUAUUCGUGUUUAAUGAUUCCACUUAUUGAUUAGAGUAUGCAUUUCUUUGUGCCGUAUAUCUUUGAUAUGUUUUUAUUAUUGAAAAAAGGCUGAGGUGCACCAAACAGUAGGAGGUAAUACACGUGUUUGACCAGCAGAUGGCAGAGGUUGGCCAUACUCAAAAUGAUAACAAACAUGGUGAAUGGCCUGAGUGGAUUUUCUUUUGACCCUUGAAUAAGUGCAUUCUCAUUGGUAUAUCCUGAAUCUGUUAAGAAACUGGUGAAUGUUUUUAAAAAAAAGUACAAGGCAAAGACAUUGUUUGUUCAUAAAAUAAACACUGAAAAAAAA